GCUGGCGGCUGGGUCGUCCCGGAGCGGGGACGCCGUGUGACACCCCACUGAGUCACGCGUGGAGCCGCCCGUGGGCGAGGCUUCCCUCUGCCCCGUGCGUGGGCGCUUUGCUCCGCAAGGACAGCCUAAGCUUUAGCAAAGCUGCUAGGCUCCGAGGCCAGCGAAGGGGGAACAGACCGAGCGGCUUACCCCCAGUGCUUUCAUAAUUUUGAUUGUAGGUGUGAUCUCUCACGCCCGCUCUGUCUUUUCGGGGUCUCAAACCGGCAGGGUUUCUUCAGCCCGCCUCGGCCCUGGCUUGGGGAUGGGAGGCUGGUGGUGGCAGGCUGUGCUGAGCUGGUGAGGGCCGAGUUCGCUCUGGAGAAAACAUUCACCUGCAAAGUUCCCAAAAGACAUACUGCGCAUCCCAUCAAAACAACUCUUGUAGUCGUGUAAUCUAACUUUUUAAUACGAAGUUUUUUGUGUGCACAGGAAUUAGUCGCCUAUUUUUUCCUUCUCUCAGAAGAAGAAAAGGUCUUGAAUACGUUUGAGUAACUACUGCUUCCAUCUUUGUUGAAGUAUUGUUACCCUUGAAGUGUACUACAUCAUUUAACCAAAAUCUUUAAAGCAGCCAAGCCUCAUAGCAUAUGCACGGUUUUGCCAUUGUACAUAGAGUUUGACUGUGGCUUGUUUCAGCGUGUGAUGGGCAAGAAGUCCAUUUAGAAAGAGCGCUUAGGAAUUUAGAGUUUCGUCCAACCAAGACACUUCGAUGGUAUAAACAUUUAUGAAGAAACAAAUGUACAAAUCACACUCUGGAAUAGCUAUAGUGGUUUUAAAAUUGUGUGUGUGCAUUUGUAUACGUAUAGGCUAUAUAAAGUAUUGUUAUAAACUAUGUUCAGGCAUAUAUAAACUAGGUCUGCAUAUUUCAGAGAUAUUUUGUUUAGAAUAGUUAGAACAGUUCAACACAGAAGACAUGAAGAAACUUGAAAUGCUCUUGAAAAAGUAAAUAGGACUCAAAAGAUGCUUACAUGUUUUAGAAAAAUAACUUAAUGUUUAUGAAUUUGUAAUUAUUUAAUCUUUUUAAGGCUUAGCACCUGUAGCAAGUUAUACAUGUUUCUUAUUUUCUGUAGUUACUUCCUCUUGGAAAUAAAAGACUGGUCAUACAUUUUAAUCUAAUCAAUAGUUGUUCAAGUUUUAUUUUUCACUCUGAAGUCACAGUGCUGUGAGAAGAUCUUUGGAGCUGUAUGAUUUAAUUCACACUUCUCGAAGCCUUUACAUGAAAUCUGUGAUGCUGCAAAGUGUCUGCUCAAAGACCCUGCAGGACAGAAGUUCUCUCUAGAUAAAAAUUUCUUUGUAUAACCUACACAUUGAACACAAUGGUACAUGAUGGCAUUUAUGUUCGUUCUCACUGAUGUUUGGUAAUUUGCUUCUAAAAUAAAGCUGCAGUAAGUGUAGAAGUGCAGUUUUCCAUUUGAUUUAUUCCUCGCUGUAUAAAUGUGCAAUCCUGUAUGAGAAUACACAAUUAUACUGAGAUAUUUGUGAAAAAUAUUUUCAGUAUCCUGGGAUAAGAACAACUAAAGGAGAAUCUCUACAAUGAUUUCUCUCUCUCUUGCCUUUUGGUUCAAAAGCAGGGAUGUUUUGGAAACACAAGAGCAUUAUAAGAGUAGAUGGAGGUCCAUCUGGAUUAUGCAUCUUACUAUGUUUCUCAGUAGUGUAGGUUUCUCGAUUGUAGUUAUGUCUGUAUGGCCGUAUCUCCAAAAGAUUGAUCCAACAGCAGAUGCGAGUUUCUUGGGCUGGAUUAUAGCUUCAUAUAGCAUUGGCCAAAUGGUCGCCUCUCCCUUGUUUGGUUUCUGGUCCAAUUACAGGCCAAGGAGAGAACCUCUUGUCGUUUCAACGAUUAUUUCAGUAGCUGCUAAUUGUCUUUAUGCCUAUGUCCAUGUACCUCAUUCACACAACAAAUACUACAUGCUGAUUGCACGUGCUCUUGUGGGAUUUGGAGCAGGAAACGUAGCUGUGGUUCGAUCAUAUAUUGCAGGCGCCACUUCUCUUGCAGAAAGAACGAGUGCUAUGGCCAAUACCAGUGCUUGCCAAGCAGUUGGCUUCAUAUUAGGACCAGUUUUUCAGACUUGUUUUACGCUUAUUGGAGAAGAAGGAGUAACGUGGGAAUUAGUUCAUCUUCAGCUAACCAUGUAUACAGCACCAGUUCUGUUUGGAGCUCUCUUAGGAGUUAUUAAUAUCAUUCUCAUCUUUGCUAUAUUCAGAGAGCAUCGAGUGGAUGACAUGGGACGGCAAUGCAGAAGUAUCAAUUUUGAAGGCGAAGAAAGCGGUGUUUUGGAUCAGGAUGCAGAAGGAAACAUUGACCAGGUUGCUGUUGUAGCAGUCAAUUUUCUUUUCUUUGUCAUCUUGUUCGUUUUUGCUGUCUUUGAAACUAUAGCUACUCCAUUGACAAUGGAUAUGUAUUCCUGGACCAGGAAAGAAGCUGUUUUAUAUAAUGGAAUAAUCCUUGGUGUGGUUGGUGUUGAAUCAGUUAUUGUUUUCAUGGUGGUUAAAACACUUUCUAAAAAGACUGGUGAGCGUGCCAUACUCCAUGGAGGCUUACUGAUUGUCUUGGUUGGAUUCUUUAUUUUACUGCCUUGGGGGAAAAAACUACCAAACAUCCAAUGGCAAGAAAUAAAGAAUAAUUCCAUUCCCAGGACAAUGUUAAUGCCUUUCUGGAGUCUGCAAGCAAUGCAGCUUCCAUCCAAUCGCACAGCAGAACCCACAGGCUGCCCUGUCUCGCAGUCCUGGUGCCUGAAUACUCCCAUGAUCUAUCUAGCCCAGUAUAUCAGCUCCGACAUACUAAUAGGACUGGGCUACCCAGUUUGUAAUGUCAUGUCCUAUACUUUAUACUCAAAAAUUCUGGGCCCAAAGCCUCAGGGUGUCUAUAUGGGAUGGUUAACGGCCUCUGGAAGUGGAGCACGCAUACUUGGGCCUGUGUUUGUGAGCCAAAUAUACACUCACCUGGGACCACGCUGGGCAUUUAGCUUAAUCUGUGGAAUAGUUGUACUCUCUCUCUUAGUCUUGGAGAUAGUAUACAAGAGACUUGUUGCAUUUUCUGUCAGAUAUGGAAGGAUGCAAGAAUAGCAUUGUUAAAUAUGUAAAAAAACAAAACAACCCCCCCCCCAAAAAAAAAAAAUAUUUAACUUCUUAAUAUUACUUUUUAAUGAGGAGUGCCUAAACACUGACCUUUUUAGCUGUAUGCCAAGAACUAUAGAGUUGUACUUAUAUGUUGACAGAACACGUAGCUUGGUCAUACCCCAAUGCCCUGUUACAUCUGUGUUAAUACAGCUUUUGUAUCCUGCUUUCCUAGCAGGAGAGGAAGGAGUGUGAACAAGUUGAAUCAAUAUAGUUGCACAUUUGAAGUGUGUACAGUUUAAAUGACACUUCUGUGUACUGAAUGCAGCUGUGAAGGUCACACGUUAAGUACAUCCUUUUCAGAAAGAAGUAAAAUGUUAUCUUGAUUCUGUGAAUCAGGAUUAUUAACUCUUGUAACUACAAGAUUAGUUGAGCUGCGUGCACUUUGUAUGGAAACAUGGCUACUUAAGUAGGUGAACAUUUGGAUGUUCAGUUUGCUAACUGGUAAGCACUGGUUUAUACAAAACCUCCAACCUUGGAAACUGUUAAACAUCAGUAAACCUUCUCAAGGAUUUCAAAUGAAGUGGGAGGGAAAGUGAGAAUUUUAGAGGAUGGUAGGUGCCUACCUCUCAGGUAGUUUUUGUGGGAUUUGAGUACUUAAGUUGGUUAAGAGCCUUUGAAAAAAAUCACAGCCGCAGUGGUUGUUACUUGAACCACAGUAAACAGAACGUGCAAUUUUUCCUCUACUAUAUUAUUGAACGCCUUCUAAUAACAAAAAGUAUCACCUACACAGAGUUGAAUUAUACACAGCCUUUCUUAAUCUUACUGAAGGAAGGAAAUACUAAACAUGGUAAUUUACACUUUUGUUGUCACUUGUGGGAAUGAAUACACACUAUGCUGUCUGAGCAACCAGUGCUAAUGUUAAUCAAGUAAAAAGGAGAAAACUUUUAGUUCCUCAGGUGUUGACUAUUAUCUGGAGACUUAAUUUUCUGAUACUAUAGUGCAAGAAAUGGGAAUUCACAAUAUUUGAAUCAUUUUAUAUAUUUAAAAACAAAUUUUGUUCUUAAUAAGGGGGUCUAAGCUCAACUAUGUGGGUUUCUCUGUUUCAGUAGUACUGGGGGUGGCAGGGAAGCCUUUCUGAAAUAACUCCAGGCUAUGAGCUGUAGCUGCUGUUUAACAUGUCUAAUACUUGAUGCUUAAUGAAUUUAUUAAUUAAAUAUUCUUAUGUAAUCAAAUGUUGAAACACUAAAGACGACUGAAUUAAAAAUUAUUUUUUUAACAUUGAA
This is a messenger RNA of Struthio camelus australis, 4376 nucleotides long. The record is from RefSeq and is a predicted model, not a curated record. Lineage: Eukaryota; Metazoa; Chordata; Aves; Struthioniformes; Struthionidae.